This is a messenger RNA of Gastrolobium bilobum, 660 nucleotides long. Its product is annotated as ethylene-responsive transcription factor 1B-like. The coding region runs from base 1 to 660 and encodes 219 amino acids. Lineage: Eukaryota; Viridiplantae; Streptophyta; Magnoliopsida; Fabales; Fabaceae. The record is from RefSeq and is a predicted model, not a curated record. The transcript has a single exon. Gene Ontology annotation, molecular function: DNA binding; DNA-binding transcription factor activity. Gene Ontology annotation, biological process: regulation of DNA-templated transcription; ethylene-activated signaling pathway.
AUGGAUUGUUCCUCCAUCCUUCACUCAUCAAACUCCUAUUUCUCAUCAGAAUCUUCAUUUGGGUCACCGGAUUCAUUCUCUUUGAACCUCGAGAAUGAUCACUACUACCUUCCCUUCAAUGAAAACGACCCAGAAGAGAUGCUUCUGUAUGGCAUGAUCACAUCCCAACAACAAGAACAACAACAAACAGUUGACACAUGCAGUGUCAAGGAAAAUAAUGUGAGGGAGGAGAAGAAGACCUACAGAGGUGUCCGGCGGCGGCCGUGGGGGAAGUUCGCGGCGGAGAUAAGAGAUUCCACGAGACAUGGCAUAAGGGUGUGGUUGGGGACAUUUGAAAGUGCAGAAGAAGCAGCACUAGCUUAUGAUCAAGCUGCUUUUGCUGUGAGAGGCUCUGCAGCAAUACUCAACUUCCCAGUUGAGAGGGUGAAGGAGUCACUUAGGGAGAUGAAUUAUCAAUCUCAUGAUCAUGAUCGUGAUGAUUGGUGUUCACCUGUUGUGGCUUUGAAGAGAAAACACUCCAUGAGAAGAAAAUUGAGUGCCAAAAAGAAGAAAAACACAGAUGUUAGGAUAGACAAUGUUGUUGUCUUGGAAGAUCUAGGUGCAGAAUAUUUGGAACAAUUAUUGAUGUCCUCUGACAAUGAUAAUCCUAGUACUUGGUGA